AUGGCGACUGAAAAUCCACCCAUCUUCCGGGCCGUUGCAACGUCCACGCGGCCUUUGUACCAACUCCUCCGCUGCAUCGACUUUGCCCCAAGAGUGCACGUUCAAAUCACUGAGCAGGGUAUACGUUUUACGGCGGACCUCUCACGUGUGAUGCAAGGUGUUUCCUUUCUUGGUUCCGAUCUCUUUUAUUCUUAUACCGUUAAUCUACCGAGGGAGGAGGGUGAAGAAUCACCUACGCCUGUGAACUUUCAAAUCCCUCUCGGCUCUCUCCUGGAAGUUAUCCAGAUUUUCGGCGCCGUGGACGUGGCGACACGAGCACAGAAGGCAGAUCAAGACUCUUACCGAAGUAAUUUCCGCAAUUAUCGCCCUGAUGCUUUCAGUAACCAUGCUCUCGGCCUAGCUGGAACAUGCACUUUUCUGUACACGGAGGAGGGAGAUUCGUUCAAGAUUACCAUUGAGGAAUCGGGCGUUAAGACCACAGCCGCACUUACGACAUACGUCCCUGAGAUUCCUGAUGAAAUUCCCUUUGACCGCGACGACAUGAGCUUCAAGAUUAUAAUGCAGGCACGCUCCCUUCUUGAUUCUUUGUCGGAAAUUACGCCGACCAGCCCUAGCAGAUUGACCAUCACGGCGUCCAGGGGAUCACCAUAUCUGUCUUUGGCGGGUGUUGGGGAUCUUGGCAGCUCGGCCGUCGACUUUGCACGCGGGAGGGACCUGAUGGAGACCUUCAGCAUUCAGGAACGGUUUUCGCAGAGUUACAAGUUCGAUUUCAUAAAACACUCUACUGAAGGGAUGCGCAUUGCAAGCAAGGUCAGCCUUCGUGGAGACCGACAGGGUGUUCUCAAUCUACAGCUCAUGGUAAUAACAGAGGGGGACAAGCACAGCUUCUUGGACUUUCGGUUUGUGCCAUUCAUCCAGAAUGACGGGGAUGAGGACGGCGGAGAGGAAGACGAGGAAUUGUAA
Messenger RNA from Clonostachys solani, 963 nucleotides. NCBI's taxonomy places the organism in Eukaryota, Fungi, Ascomycota, Sordariomycetes, Hypocreales, Bionectriaceae. The record is from the annotation of a GenBank genome assembly.